UAUCUGAAAUGUACUCUCUUUUAAUUUAAAAUUACCCUUAGAAUUACAUUUAUGUUUCUAAAUAAGCACUUAAGUAAAAACAUAAUAGGGUAAAUAUUAGUCGCAGGUCUUCAAAACCAGAGGCAUAUCAUGCAAAUCCUGUAUGAAUUAAGGAAUUCAUAGCAAAGAACAGUUCGUGCAUUCAGAAAAGUCUGAAUACUGUGGAGUUGAUGAGAUAAUAAAACAUUUUAUACUGUCAAAAUAACUAGGAAGAAAGACAACAGCUGAUCCAAUAGUUAAAUAAAAUGAAAGUAAAACUAGAUUUGGUUGAUUUGUUAAAUAUAACUCAAAAAGCAAUAGUUGCCAGAUAAUAUUUUAUCUCAAAUUAACAGUUUUAUAACAGAAUAUAAUCCUUCAGUGAAGUCCCGGUUCACACUCCGUACCAGUAGGUGGCGCUAUUGCACCAAUUCGCUGUAAACCGCAAUAAACAACGAAGUGGAAGAAGCAGAAGACGCACAAUAGUGAACCGGUCAGCUGAUCUGCUCCAACAGCAGAAUUGACGUCUCUGUUCAUUUAUUCUCAGCUCCGGACACCAUGAAGAGAAGCAGAAGUAAAGCGAGCGGAACCACCGACAGGGAGUUCGUGUUCGAGUUCAAGGCCGGGAAGAACACCUGCGUGCUCAGAGUUCCUCUGCAGCUUCCGGUCCAGCUGAACAUCAGGGAUCUGCACGGGAGGCUCAUGCUGCUACACAAAAUCCCCUGCUACAUAGAAGAUGAGCUGCAAGCCGCCCUCUCCGCCUUCAUGGAGGAGCAGAGCGGCCUGGACUUCGACCGGGAGGCAGAGCUGGGCCUGCAGCGCCUCGCCUGCGGCGCCGUGGACGUCAACCAGCUGACCAGCGCGUGGGCCGCAUCCUACGCUCAGACCAGCCUGGAGCACGCUCGGCCCGAAGAGCCCAGCUGGGACGAAGACUUCGCCGACGUUUACCACGAGCUGAUCCACUCGCCCGCCUCCGACACGCUGCUGAACCUGGAGCACAGCUACUUCGUCAGCGUGUCGGAGCUGAUCAGCGAGCGAGACGUGGAGCUCAGCAAGCUGCAGGAGAGGCAGGCAGCAGAGAUGGACAAAGUGAUGCAUGAGCUGGGAAACACGCUGAGCGACCACGAUGUCAACGCCGUGGCUUCACAACACUUUGAUGCUCAGCAGGUGCUGGAGAACAGGUGGGCGAGCGAGCUGAAGCAGGUGACGGCCAUCCAGAAGCAGGAGUACCAGGACUGGGUCAUCAAGCUGCACCAGGAUCUGCAGAAAUCCAACAACAGCAGCAAAAUCAACGAGGAGAUCAAGGUGCAGCCGGGCCGGCUGGCGGAGGCUGCAGACAGCGGCUGCAGGCCGUUUGAGGAGCAGCCGCUGCUGGAGGAGAGCUUCACCAUCCACCUAGGAGCGCAGCUCAAGACGAUGCACAACCUGCGGCUGGUCCGUGCCGACGUGUUGGACUUCUGCAAGCACCGGCGCCACAGCAGCAGCGGCGCCAAGCUGCGGCGCCUGCAGACGGCGCUGUCGCUCUACUCGUCCUCGCUCUGCGGCCUGGUGCUGCUGGUGGACAACCGGGUCAACUCCUACAGCGGCAUCAAGAGAGACUUUGCCACGGUGGCGAAGGAAUGCACCGACUUCCACUUUCUGAGCCUGGAGCAGCAGCUGGAGGAGGUGCAGCAGGCGGUGCUGUAUGCGCGGGCGCAGCGCUGCAGCAAGCAGAAGCAGCCGGCAGAAAAUCAGAAGAAUGGAGGAGAUGAUAAGAGCAAAGCAGCUGAAAGAAAUCCCUCAAAUAUCCUCCCAGGUGAGUUCUACAUCUCCAGACACUCCAACCUGUCGGAGGUCCACGUCGUCUUCCACCUGUGUGUGGACGACAACCUGCGGUCGGGAAGCAUCACGGCCCGCGACCCGGCCAUCAUGGGCCUGAGGAACAUCCUGAAGGUCUGCUGCACGCACGACGUCACCACCGUCACCGUGCCGCUGCUGCUGGUCCACGACAUGUCCGAGGAGAUGACCAUCCCCUGGUGCCUGAAGAGAGCAGAGUUGGUCUUCAAAUGUGUCAAAGGUUUUAUGAUGGAAAUGGCUUCGUGGGACGGAGGGAUCUCCCGCACCGUUCAGUUCCUGGUGCCGAAGGUGAGGCCGGGCGGCUGUUUGCUGUCACCAUGGCAACCUGACUGAGCGCUACGUUUACCGUCACUCAGCCAGGAGCUUCUGGGUAUUUUUAGAGCAUUUCAGAGGAGAUGUUCUACCAGCUGAGCAACAUGCUGCCUCAGAUCUUCCGUGUCUCUUCCACUCUGACGCUCACCUCAAAGCACUGAUGAGGGAAACCAUUCCCAAUGAGCCCAGGUCACGACCCGAUGAGCCCAGGUCAUCAGGAAUGGUUUUCACAGCCGCAGCAGAGCGGAGAUCCCGGUCAGACUCUCAUCCGUCCAGAUUUCUGGAGUUGACACAGAAAACCUGGAAGCUUUGAAACGAAAUGAAUGAAAAUGUUUUUCUGCCUGACGGAUCACUGAUGGUCCACCAGACAUCAUCAGAACCAGAACAUCCUCGUUCCUGACCCAGUUUGGUUCUGCAUCAGACGUUUGGUGAAUAAAUCCUUCUGGAGAACAUUUGGUUCCUCCACAGUUCCUCCCGCUGGUUCAACAGAAACCUGCAGAACCGGGUCCGGACCGGAGAGGUUCUGGUUCUGAUCCGCUUUCAUCUCUUCCAGCUUCUGGAAAGAUACGUUUUUUGGAUGAACUGAUUGUUUUUUCCAGGGAAAUUUGAUUUGAGCUUACUGGAUUCAUCUCAUUCUGGCUGCUGAUCUAAAAGGAACGCAGCCGGUUCCACUGGGGAUCAACACGAACUGGGACGCUCCCCAGCCAGACUUCUGCACUACUUAAGCAAAUCAUUUCAUAUUUUCACCUUCCUAAAAUCACGAGCCGAGUCAUUUUUAGCCAAAAUUAUAUUUGCAAAAAAUUAUUUGGUCCGUUAUUUUAGGAAUAUUCAACGAUUCAGAUGUUCCUUCCCUCCAACAGUAGGUGGCACUGUUCCUAAAUACAGAGGAGGAACAAACUGGAGACCCCCCCCUCACACACACACACACACACACACACACACACACACACACACACACACACACACACACACACACGACUCCCCAUUUUCAUAAUCUGAACAAGCAUCGAUCCACCUGGGAUUAUUUUUCUGCUUCUGCCCUCAGUGAGUCCAUAAAGAUAUUUACUGUAUUUCUAAUUAAUGUUUUAUUAAUAAUAAUAAUAAUAAAGUCAGAGAGCUCA
Xiphophorus couchianus (Monterrey platyfish) is the source of this 3284-nucleotide messenger RNA. It is a transcript of the gene ferry3, whose product is annotated as FERRY endosomal RAB5 effector complex subunit 3. Gene Ontology annotation, cellular component: cytoplasm. Gene Ontology annotation, biological process: regulation of mast cell degranulation. The record is from RefSeq and is a predicted model, not a curated record. Bases 574 to 2184 code for a protein of 536 amino acids. Lineage: Eukaryota; Metazoa; Chordata; Actinopteri; Cyprinodontiformes; Poeciliidae. The transcript has 14 exons.